This is a messenger RNA of Blepharisma stoltei, 297 nucleotides long. Lineage: Eukaryota; Ciliophora; Heterotrichea; Heterotrichida; Blepharismidae. The record is from the annotation of a GenBank genome assembly.
AUGCCGCAUUAUCCUAACCAGAUCGAAUACUCUGAAAAGUACAGUGAUGAUGUCUAUGAGUACAGACAUGUCCAUCUGCCCAAAUCCCUCUACAAAAAGAUGCCCAGGAACAGGCUUUUAACUGAAACUGAAUGAAGAGAGCUCGGAAUCCAACAAAGUAGAGGCUGAACUCACUAUGAAAUUCAUAGGCCAGAGCCUCAUAUCAUGCUGUUCAGAAGACCAAUAGGAACAGAUCCCCAAACAGGGCUUGUUCCACAAAAUUUUAGUUUGAGACAGCUAAGAAAUGAGUGUAAUUAA